This is a messenger RNA of Neomonachus schauinslandi (Hawaiian monk seal), 653 nucleotides long. It is a transcript of the gene PRRG1, whose product is annotated as proline rich and Gla domain 1. The transcript is spliced from 2 exons. The annotation marks the transcript as partial. Gene Ontology annotation, molecular function: calcium ion binding. The record is from RefSeq and is a predicted model, not a curated record. NCBI's taxonomy places the organism in Eukaryota, Metazoa, Chordata, Mammalia, Carnivora, Phocidae. Gene Ontology annotation, cellular component: extracellular region.
UUAGUUUUCCUCACAGGAGAAAAAGCCAAUUCAGUAUUGAAACGCUAUCCAAGAGCGAAUGGACUUUUUGAAGAGAUAAGACAGGGCAACAUUGAUCGUGAAUGCAAAGAAGAAAUCUGCACAUUUGAAGAAGCAAGAGAAGCUUUUGAAAAUACUGAGAAAACUAAGGAGUUUUGGAACACCUACACAAAAGCACAACAAGGAGAGAGUAACAGGGGAAGUGACUGGUUUCAGUUUUACCUUACCUUUCCAUUAAUCUUUGGUCUCUUCAUUAUCCUCCUUGUCAUUUUUCUAAUUUGGAGAUGCUUCCUCAGAAACAAAACUCGCAGACAGACAGUAACUGAAGGCCACAUUCCUUUCCCACAGCACCUUAAUAUUAUCACUCCGCCUCCCCCAGCAGACGAAGUGUUUGAUAGCAGUGGAUUGUCACCAGGCUUUCUGGAAUAUGUAGUUGGGCGCUCUGAUUCUGUCUCCACUCGCCUAUCCAACUGUGAUCCCCCACCCACCUAUGAGGAAGCCACUGGCCAGGUGAACCUCCGGAGGAGUGAAACAGAACCUCAUUUAGACCCACCCCCAGAGUAUGAGGACAUCAUUAAUUCCAACUCAGCCAGUGCCAUUGCUAUGGUGCCUGUGGUCACCACCAUCAAAUGAAA